Symsagittifera roscoffensis is the source of this 2909-nucleotide messenger RNA. RefSeq names its product RING finger protein nhl-1-like. The record is from RefSeq and is a predicted model, not a curated record. Bases 406 to 2859 code for a protein of 817 amino acids. Gene Ontology annotation, molecular function: protein binding; ubiquitin protein ligase activity; translation repressor activity. Gene Ontology annotation, biological process: protein polyubiquitination; negative regulation of translation; proteasome-mediated ubiquitin-dependent protein catabolic process. The transcript is spliced from 13 exons. NCBI's taxonomy places the organism in Eukaryota, Metazoa, Xenacoelomorpha, Acoela, Convolutidae.
GUUUCAUUGCAAUCUGCUCAAUCAGGUAGAACACGCUUUGUUUUAGUUCUCUUGAGCAUGGUAUAAGGGUUUUAAAACUAGAACAAUUUAUUUGUGGCAAAGCUAUCUUUGCUCACUAAGUUCGUCUAUAAAAGUCCAGAAAUCCGAGUCUGAAAUACCCGGAAGAAUUAGCAUGCAAAAUAAGGCAACUAGUAUUUGAAACGCAUGGAAAAGAAUAUGUGAAGCCUUAGUUUAAGCCCAAGUUGGUUUGCUUUAUAGUGCGCUUCACAUUUCCAAAUUCGGCUUUUACUCCAUUACACACUGAACACUGAAACUAUUUAUAAAUCCAGUCGCAUUUCGAGACAAGAAAAACACACUAACGAAAAGUCGACCACAAAAACCUGACUAAGUAUUUGUGUUGUUGGGAUGGGGGACGUGGACAUCAGCUGCCGGUCGCCGACCGAGUGUCCUCUGUGCUACGAGAGCUACAGUCAGGAGGGGGAGUACCAGCCACGCAUGAUCAUACCAUGUGGCCACACAGUGUGCUACACGUGUAUAAACAGACUAGCCCAACAGCCGGUCAUGAUGUGUCCCAUAUGUCGCAAAAAAUGUCCAUCCAGACUGAUUAACGAGGGUGGUUUCCCAAUCAACUACUUGGCCAUAACUCUGUUGGAGAGUCAGAAGAAGGACCGAGUGAGUACUCUGCAGGCCAAUGGAGGAGGAGGGGAUUCCAAUGCUAGCAGGUGCAGCAGCAACUCAGACGUUACAUGCAAGUCUCCCAAACUGGGAAGAGCUAAGAGUUUGAACAAGGACAACUCGAAGGGAGGCAACGUGUGCAGUGAGUGCAAGAAGACGACUGACAGACUGAGCUACUGCUUCCAUUGCGCCAGUGCAGUGUGUGAGGACUGCCGCUCUCAACACACAGAGGGCGUGGUCAAGGACUUGGAGAAACAGAACAACACACUCCAAGAACAGAAGCGUCUGAUGGUGAAGAAGAUAGAGGCUGUACAGCGGAUGAUCUCCACUCUGGACGACAACUGUGCCGAAACUGAAAACGACAUAGACGACAACUUCACUAUCAUACAACACGAGGUUUCGGAGGCGAAGUCUCGACUGGUUGACAGUCUGAACCAGAAGUUCUCUAAGGAGAAGCAGCGCCUGCAGAACCACUGCGAGACUCUCACUGACGCACUGGAGAAGGCGGGAUCCUGCGAACUACCAGAGAUCAUGGACAAAAACAUCAAAGACAUCACAGGCAACGAGAUCGCACUUUUAUGCGAGCAAGCGAUGGACCUGUUGGUGAGCUCUCGAAACCUUCGCUUCGCCACGAAGAGCGUCAAGAUGCGCCACUGCUCCUUCAACUUCGCCCACGGGGAGAAACUUGCCACUAUCAGAACUGCUCUACAGAAAUUCGGAUCUAUCAAAGUGCAAACAAGACAGCCGAAGCCGGAACAAUGGGACCCUGAAGACGACGAGAUCUCGGACGGUGGCGAUGGAGUUGGGGCUGGGAGUAGAGUGGACUCUUUGAGUGGUAUCCUGUCCAACAGUGCCUCUCUAGAGGACGGACUCAGUGAAGGGGAGGAGGAUGACAGCAUAGUCAAUGGCAGACGCAACGCUAAAGGUGGCUCUAACAGACGCAGAGGAACCACAACAACUACUGACAGAGGUGAUUCGGACGACUCUGUAUCGGAUAAAGACGACGCUGCAUUGGGUCGACCACUGGAUCGCUACGCCCAGAGAUCCGCCUCUGUUUUCCUACCUGCCACUUCUCCGGGGAGAGCCAAAAGCUACAUCGGCAGCAGUUCCUCGUACGGAGCAGGAAGUGGGGGAGGGGGCUCGAGUGCCUCCAAGUCGUCAGGAGGAGGAGUGAAAAGCAAAGUGAGAAACAAGUUGGUCAAACAACAGAGUGGAAAUGAUAAGAUCUUGAGGGCUUCAUCUCUAGGUCGACUGGACACUUUCAGUGAUGAUGGAAUGAGUGAUGUCAGUCGCAAGAACAGUGUCUCAGGGGGUGGUUCUCUGAUAGAGCAGCACAACACUCCCCCAGUGCAGAACUAUGCCACUUUGAGGGACAAGUACGAGGCAAUCAGGGGCCCAGUCAGCAGCCUCAUUUACAGAGACAGCCCAUCAAAAGGUCACGUGCUAGAUGUGGUUGCAAGAUACCGGUCUAGUGGGUUUGUGGUUGCCGACAACAACGAGUACCAAAUACGGGCAUUCAACUCCAACUACCACUUGUCAGCUCACUUCUCCUUCCGACUGGGGGAGGAGGACGUGCCCUUCAUCUCGGGCAUAGCGGCCACCUCCGACAAGAUAUUCCUCUUAGUGGACAGCAAGAACAAAUACGUGCGCGUGUUCGACAGGAAAGGUUCCUUUAUCCGGGAGAUAGGCAAGGACCUGUUCCAGAGACCCAAAGAUGUCUGUACCGAUGAUGUCGAGAUAUUCGUCACUGACUCGGGUGCCAGCUGCAUACAGGUGUUUGACAUGCAAGGGAAGCACCUGCGCACCCUCGGCGGUCCCGGGUCAGCCGACGGGGAGUUCCUGUGGCCUGCCGGGAUGAAGAUGACAACAGAGGGCAAACUGGUGGUGUGUGACUGCAACAACAACCGCAUCCAGUACCUGACCAAGGACGGCGAACACAUUCAGAACAUCAGUUCCAUUUAUGGAACCUACUCUGCAUUACGACCUACAUGUGUAGAUCUAGAUCGAGAAAACAACGUCGUCGUUCUCUUCAGCGAAAGCAGACGAGUGAAAAUUUACAACAAAGACUUGAAUGUCAUGCAUGAUUUCAGAGUGGACGAUGAGUUAAAUUCAGUGGCCGUUACAUCCGACGGACUGAUUGCUUUGGUUGAUGGUUCGAAGAGUGGAAAGUGCUUCAUUUACUAACAGUAAAUUAAAAUUAUAGGACUCUAAUUUGCAUUUAAUAAACUAUUACU